AAUUUAACUGGGCUAUUACUACUAAUUGUUGACAGAUAAUGAUUUGAAUUGAACUCUCGAUUAAUUACACAUACACGCAUCGCUUGUCAGUCAUUCGAGUAGAGGUUAGAACACUACUCUUCGGUGGAGGUUAUUUUUAUUAUCGCGAUUGUUUUUAAAUUAGUUCUUUUACAGAUUUUUUUCGAAAUCUAGCGAAAUGAUAAUGUAAAUACACAAUGAACGUGUUACUAAUAUUGUGUUUAUUUUUUGUAGCUAUUUACUCAUGCGUUUCUUGGUCAGUUUAGUGAACAACUCGAAGUCGGUACUUUUUUGUUUUUGUUAUUGUUUGUUGAUGUUAAAUUUUUGUAUUGUACCUUUUUAGGCUCUUGCCGGCUCUGUUAUCGUGGCUUUUUAAAAGAAAAUAUCAUAUUAACUUGAAAAUAGGUAGAAUUUCGGUGUUAAAAUUGAUUCUAAAGGAUGUUAGUUUGUCUAAAGAUAGAUAUUUUGUGCACAUUGAUGAAAUCUCAUUCCGCAGCAGUUUUUUUAAUUCUGAGAUAAAUAAGUUGGUAUGGGUGAUUAUCAAAGGUGUUGAGAUCACUAAUAAUGUUGAAUCUAAGCGUAGUGUGAUGGUAGACACGAUUCUCAAACCCUUGUUGUCAAAGCAAAACUCUCUCAACAAGGAUGGGGUAGAAGAUGACACAGUAAAUCUCAGAUCCCUAAGCAGAGGACUUGGUGAACUCAGCCAAGCAAAAUUAUUAGAUUUCAGAGAAAAAAAGUUGCCUCCCAGUUUGAUUAUGUUUGCACAGGUAUACAAUUGAAUAAUCGGUAUAACUGUCUAUAAAUUACAUAAUUUUCCCAUAAAAAACAGACUCAUAUAAACUAUGUUAUGUAUAUCAUUGACAGUUUAUGGGAGUACAUGUUUUCAAUGCUUCUGUUACUUUACGAGAUGGGGCAUUGAGUAAUGGUUCCAUCAAUGUCACUGCAUCUGAAGUACAUGCCGAUGGUGCAGCAGGUGGACCGGCACGAGCUCUAGUAUUUUCUGCCAAUUUAGUGCAGCUAACUGUUAAGGUGUUCAAGGAAACAAAAUGUCUUGGAGAAGGAAGCUGUAGUUUGUUGAUUGAAGGCACUGUCAAAGCUGAUGGACCAUUGAAUGUAGAGAAAAUCCAUGCUUCAAUAAAUAAUACAACAAUUGCAAUUCAAGACGAACUUUAUCAAUUUGUACAGAAACAAAAAAAAUAUAAACCUGCAUCAAUCAGAAAAGAUGUGAUUUGUGAAGACCAUAUUGCUACUCUUAUCCCACGGCUAUCACCUGUGAUACCAAAGAUAUUUAGUUUAAGAAUUGACACAACAACAGUUAAAUGCAUAGAUAACAUUACAAAAACUAAUUUCAAAAUAUCUCUACAGAGUUUGCAUGUAAGUUAUAUUAUUUUUUAUUACAUUUUCUCUUAUUUGUUAUAUGACCGUGGCAGAGUUUAUAACUUAAAUAGCAUCUUAAUUUAUUAUUUAGAACUAGGCUGCUAACUUGAUCAGCAGCGAGCGCCAUAAAAUAAUAUUCACAAUACAUAAUUUUUUCUUAAUUUGUUAUUCA
Molecule: messenger RNA, 1567 nt
Organism: Diatraea saccharalis (sugarcane borer)
Lineage: Eukaryota; Metazoa; Arthropoda; Insecta; Lepidoptera; Crambidae
Source: the annotation of a GenBank genome assembly